Molecule: messenger RNA, 411 nt
Organism: Theileria equi strain WA
Lineage: Eukaryota; Apicomplexa; Aconoidasida; Piroplasmida; Theileriidae
Exons: 2
Coding region: 1-411 (136 amino acids)
Molecular function (GO): nucleic acid binding; zinc ion binding
Source: RefSeq, a predicted model, not a curated record
AUGGUCGCCAAAUUCAAACGCGAGUAUGUAAACUGCUGGGACAAGACCAAACUAGAGGAGAAACUCCAGGAGAGGCUCCAGGAACUCAACAGCGAGAAGGAAAAGAGCAAGUCGAGAGUAAAGCUACUCAGACACAAAAUCUUUAGACUUAAAAAGGCUCUGGACGGAGAAAUAUCAAUAGGCGGCCAAAUACUACCGCAGAAGCCAAAAAACGUGAAACCGAAAAAGGUAAAGGAAACCAAAAAACGAACAAAACUCAUCUGCUUUAAAUGUAGAAAGAGAGGACACCUCCUAGAGGAUUGCAGAGAGAAUAAAGAAGAAACAAUUUGCUUUCGAUGCGGAUCCAAGGAACACACUCUCAAGAAUUGCAAGGAAGAAGAAAAGGUGAGUUUACUGCUGCCGAGGGUGUAA